CGACUAUUAAACUACAUGAAAUAAAAAUACUCGAGAAUAUUGUUUCAUGAACCAUUCUAUUCUUAUAGACAAAGGUUGUUUCAUUAUUGAAAAUAUAUCAUAUCUUUUUGAGUUCCACAACCUCAUGCAUGGUUAUGAUAAAACAAAAGACUACUGCAAUUUCAUUGUCUUUUGUAGAGAGUUAUUCAAUGACCACAAUACCUUGAAUAGAAAGGAGUCAACAAUAAGGAUUUUCUACUAUAUAUGUCUAUGUGUAUGUAUGUGUGGUGAAGAAAAAAAAGGGAUGUGCUUCAAUUUGAUUGUUCUCAAACAAGUUUAAUGCAACUUUUCGGAACGCUGACUUGAUUGCUUGUGAGAAAAAAAAAGUACUUUAGCACAGGAAAGAUAUGUUUAG
Messenger RNA from Gilbertella persicaria, 394 nucleotides. RefSeq lists its product as uncharacterized. The coding region runs from base 47 to 319 and encodes 90 amino acids. The record is from RefSeq and is a predicted model, not a curated record. Lineage: Eukaryota; Fungi; Mucoromycota; Mucoromycetes; Mucorales; Choanephoraceae. The transcript has a single exon.